AUGACGUUGAGAGUUACUUCGCUUUUCCAACUCCUCAACCUUUAUCAACGACAAACCCAGCUAAUAUUCGCAAGUACACUCUCCGUCUUCCGGAGGGAACUCACUGUGCUCAGAGAAAUCAUACCGGCCAGCAGCCGGCAUGCAACACACACUCCGUCGUUCAGCCCCAAGGAUGGAGCACGAACCCCUGAGCCUAGCAACCAACAAAGCGACUCUUUAAACAUCACGACUAGGAGGCCCAGCAAUCGUAAUGAAACCUACAUAAGUGGCCCUGAGCGGGGUGCUGAGGGCCCUGCACCAAUCGAGUCUCCCAUUUGA
Molecule: messenger RNA, 318 nt
Organism: Microsporum canis CBS 113480
Lineage: Eukaryota; Fungi; Ascomycota; Eurotiomycetes; Onygenales; Arthrodermataceae
Exons: 1
Coding region: 1-318 (105 amino acids)
Source: RefSeq, a predicted model, not a curated record